Molecule: messenger RNA, 10499 nt
Organism: Bactrocera dorsalis (oriental fruit fly)
Lineage: Eukaryota; Metazoa; Arthropoda; Insecta; Diptera; Tephritidae
Gene: mub
Product: poly(rC)-binding protein 3
Exons: 13
Coding region: 2106-4019 (637 amino acids)
Biological process (GO): regulation of RNA metabolic process; regulation of gene expression
Cellular component (GO): cytoplasm; nucleus
Molecular function (GO): mRNA binding
Source: RefSeq, a predicted model, not a curated record
CUGGUCCAACUAGCAAAUUCACUCAUAAAAAUUUAAUGGUGGUGUUCAAAUCGUUUGCAACGCGCAGCGGAUAAUUUCAAAGCGAAUUUCUUGAAAAAGUAAUUUAUUCUUGAAUUAUAAUACAAUAGAUUACUUACAUUAAAGUAGUUGUAUUGCUAACUGUGCAAACGGUAAUAAACCAAAACAGAAGUGUAAGUGUAAAAUUAAAAAGCAACGCGUUUAUAGCGGCAGAAAAGGUUUGUGAAAAAUUCGAUUGUGAACAAGUAGCGGCCAGCCAAACGCAAAGUUAAAUACUUACAAGUCUUGCGAAGCAAAAUAAUUGAAAGAAAUUAGCAAAACGCAUUUGCAACAAAAUACACUGUAUUUAAAUAGAGUAACGAGUUUACUAAUAAAAUUAGCAAUUUUGCGGUAAAAUUGUUUGUGCAGCACGCCAGCGUUUUGUCUGCUGAUUUUCUCACUCUCGGCGGCUUGUAAAUUCAGGAAGUAACUAAAAACAACAAAUAAGAAUUGAAAGCGUAUAUAUUUUAAGUGUGUUUUGCUGCAAUUUCGCCAGUCGGCCGAGCAAUACAGAAUUUUUAGUGCGCGCACAAUAUUAUUUGGCAAAAAUUUGUUAAAAAUUGCAAGUGCAGUGAAUUUUUACCUAAAAAGGAUAAGUGUAAAGUGUACAAAAUUCGAAAUCUAAACGCCUCUUGACAACUACUAAAAGGAUAUUUGUGUUUGUUUGUGUGUGUGUAAUAAACCUUUGAAUUUAGUUGGAUUCUUAUUGAGAUUUGUGUGCAUUAUUUUUCACGUCUGACGCCGUUUGAGGAAUACACAUAAAGCAAAAUUAAUAAAGCAGUGUAACAGCAGCGAGCAGAAAGCCAAACGAAAGGAGUUGUAAACGCAGCAUAAAAACAAAAGCUCUCGAUUAAGCCAUUUGAAUAGCAAAUUUAUGCGACUUGCAAAGUUCUCUUUGAACGUUUGGACUAUUUUCGAUUUUUGAAGCAUUUCUGUGCGUUCCUCACGCUCGCGCGCUCCAAGCACUCGUAGACGUCUUUCGUUACCGCUGUGUGUGCAUUCUGUGAAUUGACGCGCGCCCAACCGCAACAACUCAAUACAAACAAAAACAACACACCGUUGUAUUUUUCAGCACAUUUUUCUGACUGCAAGCGGAGUCAGUCGACGGUCGUGAUUGUAGUAGGCGACAACAGCAGCAGCAAUCGCACAGAGCGCGUCGUGGGCAAUAAAAGUGUGACUUCAGCAGCAACAACCGCAGCAAGUUCAAAUAACCGAAAUAAAUAAGAGCAAAAGUAAAUUUCUAUAGAAAUCUACGCUUAAGCAUUAACUGAUAACGCUCGCAAGCCGGCUAAAAGUGUAGCAAAACCGUCUGUUCUGCUUGUAUUUGUUAUGGUAUUUUGUUUUUAUUAUUGCACCCCUCCAAGUUCAAUCAACCGCAAGCGCGCAAACGAACGAGCGCGCAGCCAUUCGACUAACCAAUUGACCAUUAAAUAAAUAGAAAAGAGAAAUAAUAACAAUAAAAACACACAACAACACACAAAAGUGUAGUGAAAAGCAACAGCAACAGCAAUAACAAUAACAAUAGCAAAUAAAAAGCGUGCAACAAAUACGUACAAAGUGAUUAAUGUGCAUUUUUAAGUUUUUUUUUUCAAACCGGGAAAAAUUAUCAAGCAAUUUAAAGUUGAAGUAUUCACAUAAAAUUACAGCAAGUACAUUAAAAGUUUAGUAAAAGCUAAUGUGAAGUGCAGAAAAUACAGGAAAAAACAAAAUUAAUACAACAAAGAAGCAAAAAGUAUAGUAAACAACAACAAAAGGUUGUUAAAAGUAAGAAAUCAGCGCAAGUAACUAACUUAAAAAGCGGAUAUCUCAAUAAAAUUACACACACACACACACAAAGCGCCCUCAACCACCGCUAAAGAAAAGCUUAUAGCAGCCAUAUGUGUGUGUGAGUGUUGCAGUGAAAUUCGCUAGUGUGUUUGCAGCGAGCGAAAUUGAGUGAAGAAACGUAAAAAAACAUAGUAAAUCAUAGCAAAAUUACAACCGCAAAUACCGCAGCAAGAAGGUAACCAACAAUAACAACAACUACAAAAACAACAGUAACAACAAAUAUGGAAGACAAUAACACAAGUACGCCAAUGAAAACCGACGAAUCAGUCACAUUAACAAUAAGGCUGAUAAUGCAAGGCAAGGAAGUCGGCAGCAUUAUUGGCAAAAAGGGCGAGAUUGUGAACAGAUUUCGUGAGGAGUCUGGAGCAAAGAUCAACAUCUCGGACGGUUCAUGCCCGGAGCGCAUUGUCACUGUGUCGGGCACGACCAGCGCGAUCUUCUCGGCAUUCACGCUCAUCACAAAGAAGUUUGAAGAGUGGUGCUCACAGUUCAGUGAUGUUGGCAAAGUUGGCAAAACUCAAAUACCAAUACGUUUAAUUGUGCCCGCCAGUCAAUGUGGAUCGUUAAUUGGAAAAAGUGGUUCAAAAAUCAAGGAGAUACGUCAAUCCACUGGCUGUUCGAUUCAGGUUGCCAGCGAAAUGUUGCCAAAUUCAACAGAGCGUGCCGUUACUUUGAGCGGCACUGCCGAGCAAAUAACCCAAUGCAUCUAUCAGAUUUGUCUCGUUAUGCUGGAGUCUCCACCAAGGGGCGCCACCAUACCGUAUCGGCCAAAACCGCAAGUAUCUGGACCAGUCAUUUUGGCAAACGGACAAGCCUAUACCAUACAAGGCAACUAUGCUGUACCCGCACAAGAGACAUGUCCAGUAUUUCCGCUGGCCUUGGCCACCGGUGGCCUACAUGCUGGCAUCUCAGGUUUGACGGAUCCUCUCUUGAAAGGGGCACACUUGCAAGGAGCGGUGCCGGCUGCCCACCAUCAUCUACAACAUAUACCCGAUGUGGCAAAGAAUCCAUUGGCUAGCUUGGCAGCGUUGGGUUUGGCUGGCAUAACACCCACCAAUACCGGUGGACUGAAUCCCACAGCAGCUUUGGCCGCCUUAGCCGGCUCGCAGCUACGUACAGCCAAUACAAGUCGUACACAACAACAACAGCAUGAAAUGACCGUCUCUAAUGACUUGAUUGGCUGCAUUAUCGGCAAGGGUGGCACAAAAAUUGCCGAAAUACGCCAAAUUUCCGGUGCAAUGAUACGUAUUUCGAAUUGUGAGGAACGCGAGGGCGGCAAUACCGAUCGUACAAUCACGAUUAGCGGCAAUCCAGAUUCGGUGGCAUUGGCUCAAUACUUAAUCAACAUGAGCGUUGAACUGCAGAAGGCUAAUCUACAGGAGGCGAACAAUGGCGGCGCCAACGGUCAAGCUAACAAUGCUAGCAACAGCAACAACAACAACACCAAUGUCAGUAAUGGCGCCAGUAAUGGCAAUGCCAAUACGAACAACAGCAGCAGCAACAACAACAGCGGUGGUGGUAAUCACAUAAGCGGCACAACCACCUUGGGUGGCAACAACAGUGCUGGCAGUGGCGGCGGCGGCGGCAGCAAUGGCAGCUUGAAUCAGAGCGGCGGCAGCAAUCACAGCAGCAAUAAUAGUUUAAACAAUUUAAAUACGAAUACGAGCAAUGCGAACAACAGCAAUACCAACAACAAUACACAACACUCAACCACAGCCAUGACACUGACAAACAAUACCAACAGCAGCAAUAGCAACGGCAACAAUACGAGCGGCAACAAUCUAACCUUAAGCACAACUUCCAACAAUCCAACCAAUCCAUUUUCCACUUCAUUGCCAUUUUCGAACACACCAAAUCCAUUUGCCAACUCCACCACAGUCAGUUCGCUAGCAACAGCUAUACCGUUAGCACAAUUGCUGGCCAAACCGGGCGCCUUGAAUGCGCUCUCCAGCUUAACGGCGCUCGGCGGCCUCACCGAUCUGUUGGGCGGCUUGGCCACACUCAAUGGUCCACCCAUACAGACGACCGGUGUGCAUCGCACCAAAAGUUUCGCAUCGACACGUUUUCGCAGUCAUAAUCAUGCCGAUGGCGGUGCUGAUAGCGAAAAGACACGCAAUAAAUUCAACCCAUAUUAGAGUAGUUGAGUAUGUAUGAAAAGUAGGCAUGAAAGUUUCGUAGUAGUAGUAUGUGGAAGCUUUUUGAGAUUGAAGUGAAAGCAUGUAAGCUUUUGGACUAUAAAACGAGUGAAAGUUUUUGAAUUUUGUAGAUGUGAUUAAAAGCUUUUUGAUGAAAGCCUUCAAAUAAUAUACAAGUGAAAGCUUACAAAUCAUAUGUAUAGUAAGUGACAUUUUUGAGAUCAUGUGGGCAUGAAAGCUUUCAAAUCAUAUGUAAGUGAAAGCGUAAAAGUCAUGUGUAAAUGAAAGCUUAGAAAUCAUGUGCAAAUAAAAGUUUUAAAAUCAUGUGCAAAUGAAAACUUUUGUAUUUUCUAAAAAGCUGAGAGCUUUCAAAUCAUGUGUAAAUUAUAUAAUUUCUUGUAUAAGUGGAAGCUUUAAAAUUAUGUAAAAGUGAAAGCUUUAAAAUUAUGUUUAAAUGGAAGAUUUCAAAUAAUGUACAAGUGGAAGCUUUCGAAAUAUGUAAAAAUGAAAGCUUGCAAGUAAUAUACAAGUGAAAGCUUUCAACUCAUGUAUAGAUGAAACUUUUCAGAUGAAAACGUUUAAAUAAUAAAAAAAUUUAUCUUUUCAAGUACAAUUAGUUAGUUUGCAAGCUUACGAUAUAAAGGAAGAGUAACGUAGGGUUCUCAACAAAUAUAAAAGCUGAGAAAAAUUUGGCCUAAAGCUUCGAAAGUAAGCUUGCAGCACAUGAACCCAAGGAACAGUAUGUUCGCAGACAAAUUUCGGGUAUGAAACGAGUCAACUUUUUUCAUUGUUUGGUAGAGUUGGCGUAAAAGUAGUAUUAGUAGUUGUACGAAUUGCAUUCGUGUGCAACGAAAUUGUUUGACUAAAUUUUUGCACGCCCGCACACGCUUGCAUUUUAUCCUUAUUUUUUUUACUUGUUUUGGGUAACAGCAAACUUUAAGCAUUAUACAUACAAAUGUACGUACUAAAUGAGGAUAUUUACGUAAAUUUACAAAUUGUGUGAUAAAAAACCCGAACAUCCACAAUCAAGCACAUAUAGAUUGGAAUUAAAUAAUAACAUUAAACUCAAUCGAAUUAAAUUUAAAUUAAAAAAUGCAAACCCUUGCAUUAACAUUAAGCAAAUUAGUUUAGUUAUUAUAUUUUUGCCAGCUUGUAAUUAUGGCUUUAACAUUUUCAUAAAACGCGUCUUAGUUUAACAACAUCAUGUUCUCAUAAUCAUGCCACAUGCCUUCUAUUGCCCCCAAUUUUAUUUCAAUAAAAUUGCGCGCUUUUGAAAAACUGAUUUAAAAAAAAUUAAUUUUGUUGUUUCUUCAUAUACAAUUUUGCAAUAAUUCUAAAAUUAAUUAAUUUCGAAAUUGUAAAUUAAGAAUUAAAUAAUUUCGAAAUUGAAAACUUUAAGAAAUAAAUAAUUUGGAAAUUGAUAAUUUAAAAAUAAAAAUUUAAAUUUAAAUUAGUUUCAAAAUUCAAAAAUUAAAUAAUUCGAAAUUUAAAAUUUACAAAUAAAGUAAUUUCGCAAUGGAAAAUUCAUAAAUUAAAUAAUUGUGAAAUUGACAAUUUAAAAAUGAAAUAAUUUCAAAAUUGAAAUUUGAAAACUUUGUUUAUUUCGAACUUAAAAAUUACAAAAUUAAAUGAUUUCGAAAUUGAAAUUUUAAAAAUUAAUUAAUUACGAAUUUAAAAAUUCAAAAUAAUAUAUUUUCGAAAAUUCCGAAAUUGAAAAUUUAAAUAGGCAGCCGACCUUAGCCUAUUCCAACUGAAAUACAUAUGUAAUAUAUUCAACAUAACCACACUUUUUAGGUGCGCAACAAAAUUAUCUAGCGUUAAAUCAAUAAUUAUUGCAUAUAUUCAUACAUAUGUAUAUACAUUUACACACGUAAUCGCAUACUCAUAAGUUUUGAUAAUUUUUUAAGUUAAAAAAUUAGUUACUAAGUGCAAGGAAGAUAUGUUAUCAUUUUAGUUUCUAAGCAAAAAAACUAGUUUAUUAGCGCUAAAUGUUAGAUUAAAGUCAAAAAUGUGCGCAAAAUAAAAAAAAAAUGUUUUAAUUGCAAUUUGGAAAUAUGCUUUUAAAAAAUAUUUAAUUUUGAAAAAUUGGUAUAUAGGCUUGUUCAGCUUGUUUUUUUUUAUUGAUUUUUGGCAAAAAUUGCUUAUUAUGUUUUAUAAAUAUUAUUGAGCGAUCGUAGUAGAACUAUUUUAUUGGUAUCAUGACAGUUAGCACAUUAAAAAUUAGCAUAUACCCAUUUUUAUUAUUCACUUAUAUAUAUAAAAAAAUAGUUGCAUUAGUUAUAGUCGUAGAUAAAAACAGGUUUCGAGAACCCGAAAUAACUAAGGCAUUAAUUUAUAAAAAAAAAUUUAAUAAGAAGUUAAAAUCACUCAGCGUACAUACAGACACAUGCAAGUCGUAUACGAAUUAAAUACAGCUGUUAGAGUUUACCUAAUGUCGAAUAUGUAUGUAUUUUUUAAUUGGAAAAGACCAUUAUGAAAGAUUGUGAUGAAAAGAAAACUAACUCAAAUUCUAUAACGAACGAAAGUAAGUAAAAAGAAAAAAUUAUAAGGGCAAUGAGAGUUGAGAGCUCAUAAUAUAAAAUAAUGCGAAAUUGAAAUACAAAUAAAUUAUAAUAUAGUAAUAAAAAAUAAUUGUUUAGAAAAAUAAAUAUUUUUUGCGAAACAAAAUUAGAGAAAUCUAUUUUCUUUUGUUCAACUUUUGAAAAACAAAAACCCAUUUACAAGUUAAUAACUCAAAAUGGAGUACAAAAAUUGAUAGGUGGAACUCAUACUCGUAGUGGGUUAAGAAUACCCUUGAAUAUACUCCACCCACGCCGUCGACUUAACCAAGAUUUUAAAGCUGAAUUUAAAGCUGUUUUGAUUGAAUUACAAUUAAGUUAAAAAUUAGUUGUUAUAACUUUUUAAAAGGUCUCAACAGAAUAAAGAAAAGAAGUUUAGUUUCAAAACACUUUCUAUCACAAAAAGUAUAUGAGCUUUUUCUAAAUUUUAGAGAAUACUUUAAUUUUGGUUGGCCUUUAUAUUUUUACUCAGCACAAGAGAACGAGUACUGAAUACAGAGAGUUCGUAUAGAUGAAUACAGCGCUGAAUUUUAGAAGGACCAAAAAAAUAAUGUAGAGAACUCUCUAUACUUGGUGUUUUCGGAAUUUUGAUUUCAUAUCAUUAUUUAGCACUAGAGAACGAUAGCUCAAUACAGAUCGUUUCUAUCAGAAAACAAUAAAAAAAUACAUGAGUUUGUUCACAAACUAAAUUUACCUUAAGAAUUAUUUAGAAAAUGCUCUAACUUGCUUCUUACAGAAGUUUGUUAUCAUAUAUUUAUUCAGCAAAAAACAACGAUAGCUGCAUACAGCGUUGAAUUUUUUAAGCACCAUAACUUUAUUUUAAAGAACCCUAUACUUGAUUUUUCGAAAUUUCGCUUUCAUACUUUUAUUCAGCACAAAACAACGUUAGCUGAAUACUAGUGAUUAUAUGGCCAAAUAAGCUAAUUUUCGCAAAUUCAAUAAGUUAAAACUCGACGGCAAAUAAGAAUACAAAAAAAGCUACUUUGCGCUCAUUGCUCUCAAAAAAUUGACUGAUGAGGAAGCUUCUCAAACUAGCAUUACAUUUAAUUAUUGGCGUGAAUAAAUGUAUAAAUAUUUCAAAAAUCUUCAAACAACCGAAAACAGGUAUUAGUUAGAUGUAGUUUGGAAUAUUGCUGUUCAUACGAGUAUAUGCAAUAGGCAAGGACCUUCAAAGGAAACCCCCUUUGAAAUAUGUAUGUAGUUUUAGAAUAACGCUCACUAGUUUUAUAUGGAUUGGUGUUAUUAAUAGAUCUAAGCAUCCAUACAGUUAAUUUGUUACAACUAAUUCAAAAGCUUUAAAUGCAUGUAAAUUCAGCACCCCUCACUUUUAAAAAUAUAAAUUGCAUUAUAUGUUGUAUGCUAUGUUGAAUUUUAUUUAUGGCAAAAGUUUUUCAUAGAAUGAUAGUGCGCUAAUAUUUUUGCGAGAAAGCAACAAUAGACAGUAUUUAGACCGAAGUAGAGGAAGGAAUGAAAGUAAUCAUAUAUUACACCGCUAUUAACUCAAAUAAGAACACAAAGUAUGACAAUUCAGUGAGAGAGCUUUUGAGUAAUAGUAAUGUGUAGAAAAAAGCAAUUCUUCAUUAUUUAAAUUUUGUUUUACCAAAAUCUUUGAUUAUGGAAAUUGCAUGUUAAGUUUUAAGUGUUUUAAGUUAAGUGUUUUUUUUUUUCAAAAUUUGUACUGUAUAAAAAGAGUAUUAUCCAUACAUAUGUGAAGAAAGUUUAUUUUUGAGUUCCAAAUUUUAAAAAUUUAGUCGUAAAUUAGGUGUAUAUCAAUCGAUGUUUCAAAAAUUAUAUUGGUCUUUAGUAAACAAAAAUUAUUCAAAAAUUUAAGUACAUUUUUAGAAAGACUCUAUAAUUAAUUUGGAAAUAUUUUUGAAUUGAAGACAGCUUUUUUAUGUGUAAACCCAACUUUCCAUAAUUUUCUUGUAAGAAAAUUCUAAGUUAAUAUUAUGAAAAUGUGUUUUUGAAAUAUUAAAAAAAUAUAUAUAAAGCAUCUGAAUUUGAAAUAAGAAACCAAAAUCUUUGUUUUUUAAUCAUAAUAAAAAAAUUAAUAAAUAUUUAAUAACUUUCUAUAUACACCUCACUUUGUAAUGGCAACCCUAGCGCAUACGAUUGAUUCCAAAGUGUUCCCAAUUUAUGAAAAUCACAUAUGAAAUGCAUUACAAUUUACUAAAACUAAACCUCGACAUUCAUAUUUAAGAAAAAUGUAGUGAAAAAUCAAUAUCCAAUGCGAAAGAUAUACAACAAUCUAACUAUGUAUUUACUACAAGUAUUUAUGAACAAAUUUAUAUGUACGAGUAUUCACAAAAGAAAUAUAUAUACACACUUAUACUAUUCCCUUUUCCUACCAUUUAUACUAAAUACCUUAUGCGAUGUACUAUAAUUAUAUACAAUAAGACACAAAAAUUUGCAAAAGAUUAAGCGGAAAAAUUAAGAAACUGAAAAAAUAAUUGCCAUUGGAAAAUAAACAAAGACUAAAGAAAAUAAUUAAAAUUGAAAAAAAAAUAUUAACAUUGAAAAAAAUAAUAAAAAUGAACUUUGAAGAAAAAUAUAAUAUAAGAAAAAAUUAAAAUACGAAAACCGUGCAAAUUGCAAAAAAACAUUGAAAACUUCUUAAAGAAGUUGGCGGAAUUCCGAUUUUAAAUAAUUUGUAAUAACAAAUUCGCUCAGUAAAAAUAGUUUAUAAAAAUUAAAAUGAAAGCAAUGCAAAAAUUGCUAAGAAAAUUAAUUAGCAUUAAAGAAAAAAUAAAAAAGAAUAAAUAACUUGAUGAAGAAUUUAUGCGCCUCGAAGUAUUGUAUUGUAAAUUUUAAAUUUAAUUUUUUUUAAUUGCUAAAAAAAAGUUUUUCGCGCAUAAAAAUUAUACUCAUAAAAAUAAUACAAAAUAUUAACGUAGUUAAUUGAUAAAACGACUUUAAGUCGAAAUUUUUUGCAGAUAAAUUUCAAUUUUUGUAAGUUGAAAGUCAUGUUUAACAAUUAAUUGACAAAUGUUUUUUAAAUACUAAAAAUUAUUUGGCAUCUACGCAACUUUAAAAAUAAAAAUAAACUACUCGAAUUGUAAGAAAUUAAGUUUGGGGUUUUUUACUUUCUGUUUAUAUAUACUUUUUUUAAUUGGUUUAAACUUGUUUUAUUUUUUUAUUAUUUUUUUUAAUUUCUGUUUCAUAUUUUUAAUUUUGUAUGUUUUUUUAUUAUGUUUACAGUUUUUUUAGUUUUUAUAUUAUUUUUAUUUUUUUAAAUUUUCAUUUCAUUAAUUUUUUUUAAUAGUUUUUAUUUUAGGUUUUAAUUAUAUUUUAUACUUUUUAUAAUAAAAACAUAAUUUUUAGUUUUAAGAAUCAUGAAAAGUUUAAAAAUCUGUAUAUGUUAUCAUUAAAAUAAAAAUACAAAAACAUAAAUUAACAAAAAGAAUCCGAAAUUAAGCGUAAAGUUCAAUCUCAAAGUAUUGUGAGUAUUACUCGCGCAUACGAUCAACCGAAAAUUUAUUAACAUACUGAAAAAAUGAUUAAACUUAAAAUAUAAUUAAAAAUUAAAAAAAAAAUCAUCAUGAACCACAUUAAAAAAUAAAAUCGUGUAUUCAGCAUCAAGCGUAGCAUUUUGUAAAUCACAGCAUACAUACAAACAGUAGUAGAGAGAAAAACUACCAUUACUUACAUGCAUACAUACAUACAUACAAGCAGCGUUACAUAUUUAUAUACUUAAACUUAUAACUCAACUUGUAGUUCUAACGAAAAACAAAAACAAAAUAUAUUUACUACCAAUUUGUAAUGGCAAAAUACUUAUAAUAAUAAUAGAAACACUCACACUUUAUUAUAUGCAUAAACAUACAUACAACUUACGCAAGCGUAACAGUAAAAGCAACUCGCAUUCAUACAUACAUACAAACAGCAAAAUAUUGCGAAAAAAAUACGAAUAAAUAUGAGAAGAAAA